AUGCGUCCGAGCGGUCGACUUUUGCGCGCCUUCAAGGGGUGGUUGGACACGCGCGCCGUCGUGCGCGUCGCCGGCGCGGACGCCGCGGCGUUUCUGCAGGGCGCGGUGACGAACGACGUGCGCGCGCUGCGCGAGGGCGGCGACGCGGCGUACUGCGCGACGCUCACGCCGAAGGGAAAAAUCUUCGCCGACGCGUUCGUUCGACUCGCCGGGAGCGAAUCGGAUGAAUUUUUAUUGGACGUCGAUCGAGAAAAGUCGAGCGAAUUUUUGCGCGCGCUCAGGAUGCUGAGCCUGAGGAAACGGGUGACGAUCGAGGACGCGAACGAGCAUCGCGUCGUCGUCGCGAGCGCGGACGCGGACGUCGGGGAUUCGAGCGCGCGCGCGGUGCGGAGGGACGAGCGAUUGGAACAAUUAGGGUUUAGGGGUAUAGUGCCCGCGUCCGACGCGGCGUGGCGCGACGCGGUGGCGGACGCGCACGCGCGAACGCGAAUCGCGCUCGGCGUCGCCGAGGGCGCGAGCGAGCUCGCGAACGCGUUACCGCUCGAGUGCAAUUUCGACGCUUUGAACGGCGUGAGUUUCACCAAAGGGUGCUACGUCGGGCAAGAGAACACGGCGAGGCAGCGGUUUCGAGGGGUCGUGCGCAAGCGCAUCGCGCCUUUCGUUGCGAUCGAACCCGGCGCGCGCGCGCCGAGCGUCGGGGGAAAAAUCGUAAACGAACGCGGCGACGUCGUGGGUGAUGUCAUCGCGGCGAUCGAAGACGAGGACGCGGUCUUGGGUUUGGUGCGCGCGCGCAUGAGUUUCAUUCGCGCGCACGUUGCGGGCGAACCAGGGUCGGCGUUUCGAAUCGCCGACGGCGCGCGCGUCGGCGUCGAGCCCCCGAGUUGGUGGCCGACCGAGUGGCUCGACGCCGCCGAGGAGUGA
Messenger RNA from Ostreococcus lucimarinus CCE9901, 921 nucleotides. RefSeq lists its product with no specific name. The coding region runs from base 1 to 921 and encodes 306 amino acids. Gene Ontology annotation, molecular function: protein binding. The record is from RefSeq and is a predicted model, not a curated record. The transcript has 2 exons. Gene Ontology annotation, cellular component: mitochondrial matrix. Lineage: Eukaryota; Viridiplantae; Chlorophyta; Mamiellophyceae; Mamiellales; Bathycoccaceae.